Episyrphus balteatus (marmalade hoverfly) is the source of this 708-nucleotide messenger RNA. RefSeq lists its product as uncharacterized. Bases 281 to 649 code for a protein of 122 amino acids. The record is from RefSeq and is a predicted model, not a curated record. Lineage: Eukaryota; Metazoa; Arthropoda; Insecta; Diptera; Syrphidae. The transcript is spliced from 2 exons.
UGUAAAUUCGAUAACAUUGGGGUUGGUGAUCACAUUAUUUAAUUUCAUCAUCUUUGACCCAAAUGUUCCUUUUCUCUUCAACUUAAAUACAAGUUCCUGUCAGUAAACGUAUUGUUUAUAAGUUCAACCAAAUGUCAUUAACUUUUGUCAAAACGAUUAUCUUAACUUACUGAUAGCAACACGAUGGCAAGGGGUUUUUUUUAUUUCAUUGUAUAAAUACUGAAUCAAAUUUGGAACUCAUCAUCAGUUUGAUCAGAAUCUUACUACAAAACAAUUCAAGAUGAAAAUUUUUUGCAUCGUGUUCGUCGCCUUGUUCGCCAUGGCUAGUGCUGGUAUUAGUGGUCAGAUUAUUCAAGUCAGCCCGCCUCGGCUUGUGCCAGCAGUUCAGAAACCAAGUGUCAAAGUUGUGUCAGUAACUCAACAACGCGUUGUACCAGUUGUUCAACAACGUUUAGUGCCAGUAGCUAAAGCAAAAUUAAUCCAAGUUUCUGUACCAAAGGUCUCCAAGCCACUUCUAGUACCAGCUGCCAAGCCUCGUGUGCAAGUACAAGUUGUACGUUCUAAACCUCAACCAGCUCUUCCUCUUGCACAAGGACUUCGUCCCGGUUCACAAGUUCAUCAUGUUCAAGUUAUCAAGAAGUCAAAUUAAAUUUUGACUUGAUUUUUUUUUUUUUUCAUUUAAAAAACAAAAUUGUUUUAGAAAGUAAU